AACCCAGUUUUCAUGACUGGGGCGGUUCAGAUCAUCCACGUCCCAGAAUGGGGGUUAGAAAGACCAUGCCAUUGUGUGAUGGGUUAAUUCUGUAAAAGUUGAGUUUAUGCAAAGACAUACUGCUAAUAUUAGAUUCACUUUGUGCCAAAAUGUUCCCUACAGUGGAGAACAGCAGUGGUACAGGUGAUACUUGCAUAUCAGAGGCUCGUUAAGGAAGCUGCCUUUUCUAUAGGAAGUGAAAUAAAAGCUGCUUGCUACACGUUGGCCAAGCUCGCUGCAACUGGUGGAACAAACUGUGACGCUUUCUCACCUGGGCUCCACCCAAAGGGGGCAAGGCACAUUGUCCUGGCCUGACUACACCUGUACUCGCUGCCCAGGGAACUAGGGCACCUCCCCAAACAUAAACAUAAAUUUGAAGGACUUGGAGAUGUAACAGAGUUGGUCUAUUCCUUGUCUCUUUGCUCUCUUUUCUUUCCAGUCUACCUUUUCUCUUUUACCACAUCCUCUGUAGGACGCUGGUGUCUUUAACAGAUUCCAUCCCAUGGCCGAUUACUCUGGGAAGUCAGGACUUUUGCCCUGUGAAUCCUGUGAUAUGGUUUUCCGCUCCAGAGCUUUGUUGGCCAAACACACCAAGCGAUUCUGCAUUGGCGGGCUGACUCCGGAGGUAACACUUAAAACACAGCCUUCAGUAGCCAUCGAACAACGAGGCACCAAGAUUAUGGCACAAGAACAGAGGCGUUCAGAUCAGGAGGCCACCAAAUCUCUAAAGAGACUGGCAGAGGAGACUGCAGGGAGCCCUGAGGAGAGGCUGCGAGACUUGCAGGGAACACGAGCCAGACGCGUGGAGGAAACUGAAGCGCAAAGCCGAGCCCUGAAGCAACGCGGCGAAGAAUUAAAACGGCGCCUCCACAGUUUAGCGGGACCCAAGAGAGGAUUACCCCGCCCAAUCGUCUUGGAGCGCGAACUCAGAGAACUCAGGGAAGAGGCCAGCCGGACACGGGGAGCGCUGCAAACGUUAGGAGCGCGUGUUCAGGCGCUCCAGCCUCAGCCCACCCACCAGCAGGACGCCCAAAGGGUAGUGGAAUUCUGUUGCCUGCCCCUACGGUACAACCCGGAAACGCUUGCUGAAGAGAUCCGGGUGCUACGUGAGGUCUACGUGCGCGGUGGAGGCCGGGACCCAGAAGUUCUGGACAAAAUAUUACAACUGCAAGUGGAGGCGUCAGCACUGGAAUUGCGGCGGUCGCAAAACUGCAAGGAAAAAGCAAGUGCCGCCUCUGAGGAGGUUCUAAUGGUGGAAGCCGAAAACAGGAUCCUGGAGGCAGAAAUUCUGGCCUUGCAGAAGCAGAAAGUCCUGAGUCUGUCGCCCUGGGGUUCCAGGGAUCUCUGGCGACACUUGAGAAGAAGGCGUGAUAACUCCCUCCUCCCUCCACCACUUGCACCCCCAAUGCCACCAGUUACAAGUUCCACAAAAGUCCAGGACUUCCACGGCACUUCAAAGGCUAUAAUUAAUGGAACCAUGACAAGAAACUUGGGUCUGGAUCUCCACUUCCUACCAGCAUCGAAUGUUCUAGGUCCUGCACCCUAUGAUCCUGGGGCUGGCCUUGUCAUUUUCUAUGACUUCCUGCGGGGCCUUGAGGCUUCUUGGAUUUGGGUGCAGCUAAUGACAAGCUUGGCCCGAGAUGGACAGGAUACAGGAGGGGCCACAGCACUACCUCCAGCACUUUGCUUGCCACCACCUUCAGCUUCUGGACCUAUGGGCAACUGUGCUAUCCUCGCAAGCAGGCAACCUGUGCCGAGGCUGCCUCCAUCACCACUGCUAUCUUUGAUCUGCAAACUACAGGCCUGGCAGGGUGUUACAUGGACACCACAACCAAAGGCUUGGGCCUCACUAAUGCUAUUUGACCAAAGUCUGAGGGUGCUUAGUGGCCGUUGGCGCCUCCCACUUCGGGUCCCUCCUACCACCAGCCUCAGCUUUGCCCAGAUGAAUGAGAUGCCCCAGGCCGGCCAAGCUGAGCUCUUUCUGAGGCUGGUAAACGCAAGAGACACAGAUGCCCAGACAUUGGCAGAGAUCAAUCCAGCAAGUGCCCAUGAGUACCAGUACCCACCAAUGAUGUCCAGUUCAUCUUUCCUGGAAUCCAGUUUCUUCACCCACAGUUCUGGCAUUGCUGACCCCCCACCUCCCACAGAAGAGACUUUCGUCAGUGUCGAGGAUAAAGAUGAGCACUUGAGUCCUCACCAGUUUUGAAGGAAACACUAAUUUCUAGACCUGCAGCUUUUAAAAUGGGGUCUUACAGCAGCAGCAAACAUUUGAUCCUUAAAUACUGGGUGGCUACAAAGAACACUAAACCUGCUUUUCUUAAACUAGCCAACUUUAUAU
Molecule: messenger RNA, 2377 nt
Organism: Rattus rattus (black rat)
Lineage: Eukaryota; Metazoa; Chordata; Mammalia; Rodentia; Muridae
Gene: Ccdc17
Product: coiled-coil domain containing 17
Exons: 13
Coding region: 542-2245 (567 amino acids)
Source: RefSeq, a predicted model, not a curated record